Lineus longissimus is the source of this 3431-nucleotide messenger RNA. RefSeq names its product serine/threonine-protein kinase Nek7-like. Gene Ontology annotation, biological process: peptidyl-serine phosphorylation. Gene Ontology annotation, molecular function: protein serine/threonine kinase activity; ATP binding. The record is from RefSeq and is a predicted model, not a curated record. The coding region runs from base 348 to 1283 and encodes 311 amino acids. Lineage: Eukaryota; Metazoa; Nemertea; Pilidiophora; Heteronemertea; Lineidae. The transcript has 9 exons.
GUCCUUUGUUCAAUGGGUGUGAACAACUCAUGUAAUGUCAUAAAAUAAUGAGGCCAAGAAAAGCAAUAUGAAAAUCAAUAACUUGUGUGGUAUUGACCUUAACCAUAACUCUAAUGGGAUGCUAGCUAUGUUAGCAAUGUUGAGAUUAUUGACCUGUUGAGAAGACACAGCCACGGUAUCAACACAUGAGGGUUUCGAUUGCAAUUGUUAAAUCAGCGAGUAGUUUUAGAAUUUGCUUGUAGCCUAAGAUUUCUCAAGUUUUUACGAAAGAUUUUCCAUCAGAUCUUGAGACCACUGUUUAGUGGAGAGAAAAAACAUUAAGGUUAGCCAGAAGAUCAUCUGUCACCAUGGCAACUGCAGAAACUGAGGUCAAACAGCUCACUCAGGAUCAACUGUACAGCAGUUUGAAAUUUUUCGCAAUCGAGAAAAAAAUUGGACGCGGGCAAUUCAGUGUUGUUUAUAAAGCUAGUAAUACAGCUGAUACCCGCUCUGUGGCCCUGAAAAAGAUUCAGAUCUUUGAGAUGAUGGACGCUAAAGCCAGACAAGAUUGUAUAAAAGAGAUAGAUCUGUUGAAGAAACUGAAUCAUCCUAAUGUGAUCAAGUACUUGGCUUCAUUUAUUGACAAUAACGAACUGAACAUUGUCCUGGAGCUCGCAGAUGCUGGGGACUUGUCCAGAAUGAUCAAGCAUUUCAAAAAGCAGAAUAGGCUGAUACCGGAGAAAACAAUUUGGAAAUAUUUUGUACAGAUCUGUAGUGCUUUGCAGCACAUGCAUGAGAGGAGGAUAAUGCAUAGAGACAUCAAGCCAGCCAACGUGUUCAUAACAGCUUCUGGAGUGGCAAAGCUUGGUGAUCUUGGACUUGGACGUUUCUUCAGUUCGAAGACGACAGCUGCACAUUCCUUAGUGGGGACGCCAUAUUACAUGUCACCUGAGCGAAUCCAUGAGAAUGGUUACAACUUCAAGUCGGACAUCUGGUCACUAGGUUGUCUCUUAUACGAGAUGGCGGCCUUGCAGUCCCCUUUCUAUGGCGAUAAGAUGAACCUAUAUUCUCUUUGUAAGAAGAUCGAGUUGUGUGAUUAUCCAUCACUGCCGUCCGGACAUUAUUCAGAGGAGUUGCGAGAACUAAUCAAUAGGUGUAUUCGAACCGAUCCAGAUUCCCGUCCAUGUAUAGAUGAAGUAAAAGCUGUCGCAACCGAGAAAUAUGAAAGCUUUUGUGCAGCAUCAGGAUCAGCACCAGGUUCAGCCUCCGGACAACGAACACCUGAGGCAAUGGAAUCCACCUAGUCAGCUGUUGUGGAACUAUGCAGCAAGUUUUACAAAUUGAGGGUCAGGGCUGUGUUUUGUAACUUGCUGUACAUAUUGGAUAUUGGUCAUGUCGGCACAGCUAGAUGUAGCAAUCUCAGUGAAACUGGUAUCUUUGGUAUCUCCUGGUAUGGCCAAAUCAAGGGGUUAUCACCAGUUUCUUUCCUGAAAAACAACUAGGCUUUCUGGGUUCCUUGCCUUACUGUUUUGGUUUCCUUAUAUUGCUUGAGAAACCUGAGUAUACAUAGAUUGCACUGAGUAUCGGACAGUUCAGGUUCCUGACCCGCCUGGCUCUCAAUAUGUAAAAUGUUGUGUUUAUUUUUGUAGAAAAGUCUAGCCACCUGUGAUCUCUUGUUUGAUAUUUGAGUUUCAUACUCUUCCAUUCCUUGCUGAAGUUCAUGUCACUGAUCGUAAUCAUUAAUGUCUUAAAUUUUGCUGUGAGAAAAUAUGGCACACUUGAGGUGACCAUGGCAAGAACUGGAGACGAUGAGGCCGUAUAGACUAUAAUAAUUGGAAAUUCAAAUAUUGUUGGUAACUUUUGUGCGAAAUGUACAUAGCCUUUAAGUCCAUUGUUUUUAUUAGACUCUGUUGAGAUUCAAAAUAGCUAAUACAUGUGUGUCUAGAGAAGAUUUCCGUCCACUGUUAUUCCAGUAUUGAAUAUUGUGAUCAAAGAUUAGUCGGAUUGAAAACAAAAGGAUAUGCACAUAUCUAUGCUUAACCUUUUAUACUUGUGUGCAUUGCACAUAAUUGCAUGACUUUUCUUUUGCUCUUAUUCUUCUGGUAUUGCUCUUUGAGUGCACAUGUUUGCAUGUUUCUCUAAAGGUCAGCCUUUUAGAAAAUGAGGUCUCAGCAUGUAAGCUUACUAACACUUAAACAAACUAAUGCGGUUAAGUUUCAUUACGUCAUAUUGGUCUACAUUUUAGCUCCACCCUCACGGUUUUGGCGAGACACCUCCAGUACGGUAUCAAUGAACAUGUACAAAGUAAAACCGCCCAUAUCCUUUUGUUUUCAUAUUCUGUCAAUGGUAGGGAUAGUGGUGUAAUUGUAUAAAGAUUGUGAAGGUGUUAUCUAAUGCGUGGUGGGUUGAUGUUGUUUACUAAACUAGUGUGGAGGGCUAUGUUGGAUUUGGUUUCCUUUCUGCCCAAAGUCAGGCUGGUUAAGGAGUAUGAUACUUUUUACCUCAUUCAUAUCAUGAUAGAGGCUUUGUGGUUAAACCGUAGCCAUUUUGCUGGCUGCCAGUGGGUCCAUUAAAGUGUUAAUAUUGUCUAAGCAAUUUUAGCGUCACAGUGCCAUGAAUCAGUGACUCGGUUUUAUAGCAGGUACUGAGUUAUCAAAAUGCCGCACAUGACAAUGUGAUAAUUGAGGUUAGAAUGCGGCUGCUGAUCGGUUAAAUUGCAUUCACUUGUCAUUUUGUCAUGGCCUCGUUUGGGCGGUGCUGGAAAGUUUGUAAGGUCACGUUGCAGUUAUAGUUUGUUAGUUUUAGAAUCGCGCGUCAAACUCACGGCUGCUACAGAAUCACUCUGACUAGUCUCGGACACGUUUACCCGUCACUGCUGAAAUAUCCAUUAUGAGCUUUCCAGGGUUAUUGUCACUUUUCAACUUGAUUAGCAAAUGCUAACCCUUGAUUGGUCAUGAUGGAAUUACCAUUACCGUCCUGAAAUGUGUUGUUUUAUGUGCUACAUUGUUAAAUCCACUUCAGAUUUACUCCUAUAUGUAGUUUUGUCACUGUGUGAAAGGUAGAAUGAACACAAUACCAAAACCUCGAUACCUUGAUUGGAAUUCAAACCGUAUCUCUUGUAUUGCCCGUCCUCUGCUCUACCAUUUAGAUGUGUCGCGGUCCCUUGUUCUUCUACAAGGUGUGACACCAUUAUUAUAACCAACAUUAGCAAAUUGUUGAUGGUAUGCAAUGAGGUGAUGAGCCUUAGAUCUCCAUGAAGCUCAUCAUCAAGGUUUUGUGUCACAACAGAUGAGUAGAAGGUUGGUAAUGUCAGUUUUACAGUACUGCUUUGUUUAUGAUAUGUACUUUAUCAUGUAUCAUUAGGUAAUUCACAGAAGAGAGUAUGGAAGUCAGCAAAAUAGUAAAGGUGUACAGAUUUAAAGUGUUUUUAAUUUGCUUGUAAAUAAACAAAA